Molecule: messenger RNA, 1929 nt
Organism: Parastagonospora nodorum SN15
Lineage: Eukaryota; Fungi; Ascomycota; Dothideomycetes; Pleosporales; Phaeosphaeriaceae
Exons: 2
Coding region: 1-1686 (561 amino acids)
Biological process (GO): transmembrane transport
Molecular function (GO): transmembrane transporter activity
Source: RefSeq, a predicted model, not a curated record
AUGUGGGCAGGAAUAUGCCGAUUCUCCGAGCCACUGGCGUUCAACUCCAUCCUCGCGUAUUCGUUUGUGAUGGUCCAGGACUUGGGCAUUCAUGAACGAGAUGCCUCUUUCUACGCUGGACUGUUGGUCUCCGCGUAUGCCAUCGCGGAGGCAAUCACUGCCCCUGGGUGGGGUAUGAUCUCGGACGUUUACGGCCGGAAGCCUGUCGCCCUGAUUGGUCUACUUGGAGUCGCCAUGUCGAGUAUCGUCUUCGGAAUGGCGAAGACGUACUGGGUCGCGCUGCUUGCACGGUUCAUUGGUGGUGCUCUUAACGGAAACGUUGCUAUCAUGCAGACUAUGGUAGCGGAAAUGGUCAAGAAUCCCGCCCACGAACCACGUGCAUAUGCAACGCAACCCUUCGUUUGGACGCUGGGUGGUAUUAUCGGCUCAGCAAUGGGCGGUUUCCUUGCGCAGCCGGCCAAGUUCUACCCGGGUGCUUUUUCCCAGGAUGGCAUUUUCGCGAAGUACCCUUAUCUCCUGCCUAAUCUGGUAGCGGCUGUUGGAAUUCUUGCCGCAAUCCUGCAAGGAAUGCUUUUCCUUGAGGAGACUUUGGUUCGUGAAGAAAAGGAAGAUGAGAACGGCAUCCAUCAAGAUCAUCACGAUGCAGUCAGCGAGCGAAGCCGACUUUUGCCUCCCCAUGGCCAACCCCACAGCUAUGGACCUCAAGGCGGCCGUCAGGUUCGUGGAUCCAUGGUUGGCUCAGUCCGAGAGCGAGGCUCAAUUGCAAGCUUCACGCGUGAGCGAUUAGCAUCCAUGUCUGUCGCUGGAAGCAUGCGGCAGAUUCGCAAGCGAGCAUCGUUCCUCGAGGAAGGAAUGCCAAGCAUCGUCGACCAGCGCUUCGAUAUCCGUCGCGAGUCUUUUGGUACUAUGCACUCGAUCAGGAUCCAGCCACACCAUGUACUGCCUACUCGAGGACAGCCGGCCCCAGUUCCGCGUAAGACGUUCAACAAGACUGUUGCCAUGGUCAUCUUUUCUAUGGCGCUUUUCGCGUUUCAUCAGAUGGCAUAUAUCUCGGUCCUUCCUGUGUACAUUCUGGAUCCGCCACAGUCAAAGGGCUUGGACUUCCAAGGCGGACUCGGUAUGACCCUACACGAUGUCGGCGCUUUCCUUGCGAUCAAUGGCUUCAUUACCCUUUUCGUCCAAGGAUUCAUUUUCCCCAUCUUCGUCGAGCAUGUUGGCGUCUGGAAUUCGUACAUCUGGAUGAUCAUCUUAUACCCGAUCACGUACAUCAUGGUCCCCUUCGUCAGCGGACUUCCUACCGAAUUCGAGUCGUACGGACUGUAUGUCUCGCUUCUCCUACAGGCGUUCUUCGGUAUCAUUGUUUUCCCAUGCGCAUUGAUCCUCAUGAAGAACGCCACGCCAUCUCCGCUGGUUCUGGGUCGUGUAAACGGAAUGGCCAUGUCCGCAUGCUGUCUUGCUCGCACCAUUUCCUCGCCCCUGGUCGGUCUUAUCUAUUCGCUUGGUGGUUCUGCAGCCGCUUGGUGGGGUCUUGCGAUCGUGUCAGUUAUUGGGAUAAUCCAGCUUUACUGGGUACCUAAGGAGUAUGUUGGUCCAGUCGAAAUAGAGAACGGCCUGAAGAGGGCAUUGCAUCAUGACGAAGACGACAACGCGGUGGAUGACAUCUCGGUCAUUGAGUCUGUUCGAUAGUACCGACCAAAUUUCACGUGAGCGGGUUUGGCAUGGGCGACUGGUAAUAAUUUGGUGGCAUGAAGCUUGACAGUCUAGGUCACUGCAUGGUUGUUAGGCGUUCCGGUCCAUCUCUGGAAACUUCGCAUUUGGCUCGUAGCUCCCUUUUGGAGCCGCACAUCGACCUCACAUCAUUUUCCAGCAGCCUUAUCAUGCAUGCUAGCAUCUUGCAUUGCGAGUCAAAAGCCUUUGUAUCUUCUUCCU